AUGUCCCUGCUUAGAAGACUACGUGUCAGGGAUAAAGUUCCAAUCCUUCGUUAUUCGACGGAAUGGAACAAGUGUGAAAGUGAUGGUGAGGAAAAUGAGACCAAACCAAUAAGCGAGGCCUAUGACAUUCCGACGCCUGGAGGAAUGGCGAAGAUGUACAAGCCUUUUGAAAAGAGACCAUAUUCCCCAUUUCAGAAUAAGAAAAGUUUAGCUGAAAUUGCAUUCGCUCGUCUUGAUGACCUUCUUAAUUGGGGACAUAGUAGAUCACUGUGGCCCAUGACCUUCGGUUUGGCUUGCUGUGCUGUCGAGAUGAUGCAGAUUGCAGCUCCCAGAUAUGACAUGGACAGAUACGGCGUCGUCUUUCGUGCAAGUCCUAGACAAACCGACGUCAUCAUCGUGGCUGGAACCGUAACGAACAAAAUGGCGGUGGCGCUGCGCAAAGUAUACGACCAAAUGCCUGAUCCAAAGUGGGUUAUCUCCAUGGGAAGCUGCGCAAACGGUGGGGGAUACUACCACUACUCUUAUUCUGUGGUACGAGGUUGUGAUCGAAUUAUCCCCGUUGACAUCUAUGUACCUGGUUGUCCGCCAACUGCUGAAGCAUUGAUGUAUGGGAUUCUCAUGUUGCAAAAGAAGGUUAAAAGGAUUAACACACUGCAAAUGUGGUGGAGAAAGUAG
Anoplophora glabripennis (Asian longhorned beetle) is the source of this 675-nucleotide messenger RNA. RefSeq names its product NADH-quinone oxidoreductase subunit B-like. Bases 1 to 675 code for a protein of 224 amino acids. The transcript has 2 exons. The record is from RefSeq and is a predicted model, not a curated record. Gene Ontology annotation, molecular function: 4 iron, 4 sulfur cluster binding; NADH dehydrogenase (ubiquinone) activity; quinone binding. NCBI's taxonomy places the organism in Eukaryota, Metazoa, Arthropoda, Insecta, Coleoptera, Cerambycidae. Gene Ontology annotation, biological process: electron transport coupled proton transport; mitochondrial respiratory chain complex I assembly; aerobic respiration.